AUGGCGGUCUUUUGUCUACUGUGUGCAAUCAUCUCAUCACUUUGCCUUCUGAAAUUUGCGCCACUUAGUAGAUGCCCGAGCAUAAGACCGACUGCCACUGUUGAUUCAAAGAUUGCAACAGUAGCUGCUAUAGCUUUGGGCGUCUGUAGGUUUCUCAUGUACGAAAAAAGCACAUUCCAUGCCACGCUGGCUGCUAUAUCUGUGGAUGUUUGUAGGUUUCUCAUGUACGAUAUACACACAUUCACUGUCACGUUAACUAAUGCCGAAAUAAAUAAUAAAAUCAGUGGAGUCAAAGUGGACUGUGUGACUUCUGUUGCCAUUAUGAACGCCAUUACUAAGACACAUGAAAAUCGGCUAAGGUCUUCGGCCCUGUUCACCAAUAUGACUGGAAUGGAUGCUAAAGAAGAACUAACCAAGAAAGCUACAGCAGCUUUAGCCAUGAAUGAACGAGGUUUACUAUUCUGCUUCUUCUCCAUUAUUUGUAUAUGUCCUAUUUCUCCUUCCUACAACCCUUUCAGCACUUCCUUUCAGAUUUUUUAG
This is a messenger RNA of Dujonia railenensis, 540 nucleotides long. Lineage: Eukaryota; Fungi; Ascomycota; Pichiomycetes; Serinales; Debaryomycetaceae. The record is from the annotation of a GenBank genome assembly.